GAAGUACCUGGAUAACCGGCAAAUACUCGUCCUCAUUGGUUUGGUCGUCUUAUCGUUAGCGUUGAUAGGGACUCUAAUUUGAUAAAAACUAACUGGAUUUGAAUAUUAUUCAAGUUCAAGGGUCUCAUUGUUAGGAAAGUGACACAUGCGCAUUCGAUUGAUUGUGAUGUAAAUAAUCAGGAUUCACUGCUUGGCUCGACCAUGAUUAGUUGAAAGUCAUUUGACCGUUGUACAGCUUGUUCGUUGUCGUUGUACUUCUUGUAAUUGGUAGAUAAGGAAAGCUGGUGAUAUCAUAUAUUAAAUUCUCAGCUUGUGACUUAUACCUAGGACAGUUGAACGAUUUUUCAGUUCCCCUUAGCAUCUCGAACUGUCAACAUGUUUUCAAUUAUUGUCUUAGCUCUGUUGAGUCUGUCAUCCUUAUCCAAUGGUUUCAGAAUUAGUAAUUGUGGUUCCCCGGCUGGAAGUUACAGCCGUAUUUUAAUUUCAGGCUGUGAUGAUUUGAACAAUGUAUGCGUAUUGCAUAGAGGAACAAAUGUAUCUAUGGAGAUUGAUUUUCAAACAACUGAAAAUGUUGUGGACGUGAAAACAGUUGUGCAUGGCACUAUACUUGUUGUGCCUAUCCGGUUUCCUGUGCCGCAUCCCGAUGCAUGCACUGAUCCGAAUUCUGGGCUAUCUUGCCCUCUUAACAAGGAAGGACAAUACCAUUACAAGUCUACAUUUCCAGUACAUACUAAAUACCCUGCGGUGUCCCUUACUGUGAAGUGGGAACUCCAGGAUGAAAAUGGAAAUGAUAUUGUAUGUUUUGAACUGCCGGCAAAAAUACGUUGAUAUUUUCAAGAAAUGCGUUCAACAGAUUGGGUGAUAUUUUUAUAUUCACAUAUUUUUAUUCUCGAAAAAAAAACAACUGAAAUGUAUGCGUGAAGUUUUGAAAAUAAAUGUACUUUCAACAAA
Messenger RNA from Athalia rosae (coleseed sawfly), 951 nucleotides. RefSeq names its product NPC intracellular cholesterol transporter 2 homolog a-like. Bases 376 to 828 code for a protein of 150 amino acids. Gene Ontology annotation, biological process: intracellular cholesterol transport. Gene Ontology annotation, molecular function: sterol binding. NCBI's taxonomy places the organism in Eukaryota, Metazoa, Arthropoda, Insecta, Hymenoptera, Athaliidae. The transcript has 4 exons. The record is from RefSeq and is a predicted model, not a curated record.